Messenger RNA from Terrapene triunguis (Three-toed box turtle), 1617 nucleotides. It is a transcript of the gene OSCP1, whose product is annotated as organic solute carrier partner 1. Gene Ontology annotation, cellular component: cytoplasm; plasma membrane. The transcript has 11 exons. Bases 49 to 1218 code for a protein of 389 amino acids. Gene Ontology annotation, biological process: transport. Lineage: Eukaryota; Metazoa; Chordata; Testudines; Emydidae. The record is from RefSeq and is a predicted model, not a curated record.
CCGGCGGCUGCGAGGGACGGGCCCCGCGGCCCCGGCCGGACACGGGCCAUGUCGGCCCGCACGCUGCCGCUGCUCUUCCUCAACCUGGGCGGGGAGAUGCUCUACAUCCUGGACCAGCGCCUGCGGGCCCAGAGCAUCCCCGGGGAGAAGGCCCGCAAAGAUGAAUGGACAGAUGUGGACAGGAAACGAGUUAUGAAUGAUAUCAUCACAACCAUGUUCAAUAAAAAGUUUAUGGAAGAGCUGUUUAAACCACAGGAACUCUAUUCCAAGAAGGCCCUGAGAACAGUGUAUGACCGGCUGGCUCAUGCUUCAAUCAUGAGGCUGAACCAGGCGAGCAUGGAUAAGCUCUAUGAUCUUAUGACUAUGGCUUUCAAAUACCAAGUUCUGCUCUGUCCUCGACCCAAAGACAUACUGCUAGUCACUUUCAAUCAUCUGGAUGCUAUCAAGGAUUUUAUACGAGACUCCCCUAAUAUUCUUAACCAAGUGGACGAAACAUUUCGGCAGCUAAUCGAUAUGUACAGUUGUCUCUCUGCUGGUGAAUUUCAGCUGAUCAGGCAAACACUCCUCAUUUUCUUUCAGGACAUGCACAUCAGGGUCUCCAUCUUUCUAAAGGAUAAAGUACAAAACUCGAAUGGUCGCUUUGUGCUGCCUAUAUCAGGUCCUGUUCCAUGGGGAACAGAAGUUCCAGGACUCAUCAGGAUGUUUAAUUGCAAUGGAGAUGAAGUUAAAAGGGUUGAAUUCACCAAUGGUGGAAAUUAUAUCAGUCCACAAAGGGAAGGUUCAUUUGAUCUUUAUGGAGACAGAGUGCUUAAACUGGGGACAAACAUGUACAGUGUUAGUCGGCCAGUAGAGACGCAUAUGUCAGGAGCAUCCAAGAGUUUGGCAUCCCACACAAAGGAGAAUGCAGCCCCUAACCCUCUUGCUAAAGAAGAACUGAACUUUUUGGCUAGACUAAUGGGAGGCCUGGAGAUCAAGAAACCCAAUGGCAGUGAGCCGGGAUUCCGAUUAAACCUAUUCACAACAGAUGAGGAAGAAGAACAUGCAGCAUUGACCAGGCCUGAAGAGUUAUCUUACAAAGUUAUCAACAUACAAGCAACCCAGGACCAACAGCAGAAUGAGGAGCUGGCUCGAAUCAUGGGAGAGUUUGAGGUGACAGAUCAGCCCAGACAGAGCACAAGCAAGGGAGAUGAUUUACUGGCUAUGAUGGAUGAAUUAUGAUACUCUGCUUCCCAGAGGCACAGGCAGAACAAGCUGUUUAUCUAGUCACUUACAAUUUGACACAGACAGAAACCUGCUGCUAGUCUCCUACCACAUGGAGCUGUUACAAAUCCUGUCUGUUUGUGUCAUGACUGAUUACACAGGCCAGCCUCAGACCCCAGAAUCAGUCUGGGUGGCAUUGAUAUACAUUCUACCAAAACUACUCUGAUUUUAAAUGUGACCUUUCAAUAUUUGCCUCCUUCAUUUUCUGUGAAAGCUCUAGAUUGUUCCAGGCCUGAGAUUUAGAAUCUUGAGUAAUUAAAGGAAAGGGGAAGUGGGCAUUCAUGUUCUGCCCUUAACCUUUGCUGUGGGAAGUCUGGAUACUUUAGAUACCAUUUAUAAUGGGAAAUGUGAAGCUUG